AUGGUGAACUUUCAGGCCUCGUUGGCCUUGAUGGCCGGUAUUGCUGCCGGAUGGGCACAGCAAGUUGUUUCCGAGACUAUAACAACAGUAUCAAAGACACCAGCGGCCUUUUCAUACAAUAAUGACACAUUUCUGCUACAUGGGGAGCCAUUUACCAUAAUUGGGGGUCAAAUGGAUCCCCAACGCAUUCCUUACCAGUAUUGGCGAGACAGGUUAUCCAAAGCCAGGGCCAUGGGCCUGAAUACGAUUUUUUCAUACAUUUUUUGGAACAAUUUGGAGCCGCAAUCAGGCAACUGGACCUCGGAUGAUCCGCAAAAUGAUAUUGCAGAGUACUUUAGGAUCGCGCAGGAAGAGGGACUCUGGGUGGUACUGCGGCCAGGUCCGUACAUAUGCGGAGAGCACGAAUGGGGUGGGUUCCCGGCAUGGUUGAAUGAGAUUUCGGGCAUGGUGGUGCGCACCAACAAUACUCCGUUCUUGGAGGAGACCAAGAAGUAUAUUGUAAACCUCGCGACCACAUCCGGCUUUGCUGAUUUGCAAGUGUCGCGCGGCGGGCCGAUUCUCAUGGUUCAGGUCGAGAAUGAGUACGGGUCCUUUGGUGAGAACCACAACUACACGGCCGCGCUUCGUGACAUUUUGCGCGAGAGCUUCGAGGUGCCUCUGUACACCAAUGACGGCGGCGUGGACUGGACGCUCGAGGGAGGUCAAGUUCCGACCGUCCUCGCCGAGAUCGACGGAGGAUCUUGGGCCCUGCCAGCACGAGACUUGUACAUCACUGAUCCGACAGAGCUGGGACCAUUAUUGGAUGGCGAAUAUUACACUUGGGCGCCGGACCAGUGGGGAUCUUACAACUCACACAAUACGACAGAGGGCCAUGAUGACUAUGAUGCUAGCAUUGUCAGCGACAUUGCUUACCAUCUAGGAAACUACUCGGCAUCGAUCAGCUUCUACAUGGUUCAUGGCGGGACAAACUUUGGUUUUCAGAAUGGGGCCAUGUGGCAAAAUAGGACCACAGUCUUUACGUCCUCCUACGAUUAUGGCUCGCCGAUAGAUGAGACGGGCCGGACGAGGGCGCUGUACUUUAAGAUGCGCGAGGCAAUCCUACCGUUUACGGCCAACGGCAGCGUCCCGGAGCCGCCAGAGAAUCUUCCCCUGUCGUCGAUUCCGCAGUUCACACUCUGCCAGUCCAGCAGCCUCUUUGCUGUCCGUGGCGAAAAGACCACGGCAGCCUCUCCGCUGACAAUGGAAGCACUUGGGCAAUCGUACGGUUUUACCCUCUACGAGUAUAAGCACACGGCCAACGCGAGCGUCGAGGGACAGCUCCAAGCGGGCGACCGCCCUCGGGACCGAAUCUUGGUGUACAAGAACGAGGCCAUCCUUGGCGUGAUCGACAGCCAGUACCAGCACCCCCUCAACGUCAGCGUAUCCCUGGAGCCGGGCGACACACUGCAGCUGCUCGUCGAGAACCUUGGGCGCGUCGACUACUACUCGCGCGGUAACCCGUAUGCGAACCAUUUGCAGGACCAGUCCAAAGGCAUCAAGGGCGACGUUUCGCUCGGGGAAGAGGUCCUUGAGGGAUGGGACAUGUAUGCUUUGCAGCUCGACACUCUCCCACCUCUGGAAAAUUGCGGCGGUGCCACGUCCGCCCCCGCCUCCUCCUCCUCCGCCGCCGCCGCCACUGCCCUAGGACCAGGGGAAGGAGCUGCCAAACGAGCGGGAGCUGCCCAAACCGCCGCAGCAGCAACGACAACGACAACAGACUCGCCAUUCUUUUACCGCGGUACUUUUGUGGGCCCAGCCAUUGCCAACGACUCGACCAUGACGCUCGACACAUUUAUUACACUGCCCAACGGGGUCAAGGGCAACUUGUGGGUCAACGGUUUUCAUCUGGGGAGAUAUUGGUUGGUCGGCCCCCAACAGUCGCUGUACCUACCCGGCGCUGUCGUCAGGCCGGAAGAGGCCAAUGAGGUCGUGGUCCUGGAAUUGGAGCCUUGGCAGAUGAAGCAGCAGACGAACGAGACAACGGUCGCCGCGGGCAUGGUGGCGUAUGGUACUUCAGAGAGGGUCUGGGGAAACCAGUUGGACCCUGACUGUCUAGCCUGCGUUUAA
Messenger RNA from Pestalotiopsis fici W106-1, 2106 nucleotides. RefSeq lists its product as uncharacterized. The record is from RefSeq and is a predicted model, not a curated record. Gene Ontology annotation, cellular component: vacuole. Gene Ontology annotation, biological process: carbohydrate metabolic process. Gene Ontology annotation, molecular function: beta-galactosidase activity. The transcript has 2 exons. Bases 1 to 2106 code for a protein of 701 amino acids. Lineage: Eukaryota; Fungi; Ascomycota; Sordariomycetes; Amphisphaeriales; Sporocadaceae.